This is a messenger RNA of Micropterus dolomieu (smallmouth bass), 4022 nucleotides long. It is a transcript of the gene l3mbtl2, whose product is annotated as L3MBTL histone methyl-lysine binding protein 2. NCBI's taxonomy places the organism in Eukaryota, Metazoa, Chordata, Actinopteri, Centrarchiformes, Centrarchidae. The record is from RefSeq and is a predicted model, not a curated record. The coding region runs from base 264 to 2765 and encodes 833 amino acids. The transcript is spliced from 20 exons. Gene Ontology annotation, cellular component: nucleus. Gene Ontology annotation, biological process: regulation of DNA-templated transcription. Gene Ontology annotation, molecular function: zinc ion binding.
AUGCCUGGUACCUACGAAGAUUUAGUUAAAUAACUUCUGUCCAAAUAGUUUAGCAGUUGUAUGAAACAUUUUAUAGACAUAUAAGCCCAUGCAAUAUUUAGGGAUGAGAAAAGCUCUGCCUGUGUCUGACCCUGCUGACCAACUGUUUUCUCAUCUCUAGUGUGUAGAUAUUGCUGUUGACUAAAAAGCUCAUAGAACAACAACUCUAAAUAAGAAAGGAUGCAUCGACUCUGAGGCAUUGAUGAUCCUCUCGCAAAGACAGGAUGCCCUACCACUGUGUUGCAUACGGAUGCGGCAAAACUGCAGAAGACGGUGUGACACUGUUUAAAUUCCCUAAGGACCCUGAGGAGUUUCACAAAUGGGAGAAGCAGGUCCAGCGCACCCGUACCCAGUGGGUCGCCACACCCAACUCUCACCUCUGCAGCGAGCAUUUUGGCAAGGAGUACUUUGAGCCCAGAUCCUCCACAGGGGCUCUAAAGCUGAGGCCGGGAGCUGCUCCUACAGUGUUCGUCCGUCCGCACUGUUCCUCCUGCAGUGGAGUGGGCUGUAGUAAGUGCCUGCCUGCUAUCCAGCGCCGGGGCAUAACAGCUGAGCCAAGAGAGCGUACCAAGAGUGCAGAAUACAGUGAAAUGGCGCCCGUUCAGAUUGAUGAUAAUGAUGGAGGAGGUGACAAAGAACAUCCGACAGCAGGAAGGGUGAAGCCAGGCGAAAAAAACAGAGAAGAAAGACCUGUGGUGUGUGAGAUGUGUGGCACCACUGGCAACAUUACCACCUUCUUUUCAAAGACCAAGCGUUUCUGCAGUUUAUCCUGUUCACGUUCCUAUUCAUCAAACUCCAAGAAGUCCUCCAUACUGGCACGUCUGCAGGGAAAGCCCCCCUCAAAGAAAGCCACGGUGCUAAACAAGGUGAACAAGGCCGCUCCAGCCCCAACUGGACUGGAUGUAUCUGCUGCAGGUUUUGAUUGGGGUGCCUACUUGGAGAAGGAAACAUCUCUGGCUGCAUCAGUGUCCUGCUUCAGACAUGCUCCCCUGUGUGCCCAAUGGGAUGACAUCACCGUAGGGAUGAAGGUGGAGGUCCUGAACACAAACGCAGUCCUGCCCAGUAAAGUCUACUGGAUUGCUACUGUCAUCCAGAUUGCAGGAUACAAAGCCCUGUUGAGAUAUGAAGGCUUUGAGCACGACAGCAGCCAUGAUUUUUGGUCCAGUCUUGUUUCGGGAGAGCUGAGCCCGAUUGGAUGGUGUGCCAUGACGAGCAAGUUGCUGGUGCCACCACAAGAUGUGAAGCAGAACAUCCCAGAUUGGAAAGAGUAUCUGAUGGGAAAGCUGGUGGGGGCCAACACUCUACCUGUUGACAUCUACCUGAAGUUGGCAGAGAGCAUGAAGACCUUUUUCAGAAUAGGUAUGCGUGUGGAGGUGGUGGACCCCAAACACGUGAGUCGGACUCGUGUGGCCAUCAUAGACUCGAUUAUUGGUGGCCGUCUGAGGCUGGUGUAUGAAGACCAAAGCGACGCCCCCGAAAAUGCAAUCUCUGAUUUCUGGUGCCACAUGUGGAGUCCCCUCCUGCACCCGAUCGGCUGGUCCAAAAGAGUGGGUCAUGCCAUUAAAGCACGUGGAAACAGUGCGGAAGCUGCUGCCAGUGGUUUGAGGGGUAACUGUGACAGUACGUUCCUGCUCUUUAAAAAGCCCAGGUUUGUCUACAUGGAGGGAAGUUUCUUUGAGGAAGGAAUGAAGCUGGAGGCCAUUGACCCUCUCAACCUGGGAAGUAUCUGUGUGGCCACUGUACACAAGGUGCUGUUAGAUGGCUACCUGAUGGUGGGGAUCGAUGGCACCAUAUCAAACAACGGCUCUGACUGGUUUUGUUACCACGCCUCAUCUCAUGCCAUCCUUCCUGUAGACUUCUGCAAAAAGAACAACAUCCCUCUCACGGUACCCCAGGGUUAUGACUCUCAGACCUUCACCUGGGAGAAAUACCUUAAGGAGACCAAAGCUAAAGCUGCACCGGCACGACUGUUCAAUGCUGACUAUCCGGGCCACAGCUUCUCGCCCAACAUGAAGCUGGAGGCGGUGGACUUGAUGGAGCCGCGCCUGGUGUGUGUGGCCACCGUGAAGCGCUAUGUGGGCCGCCUGUUGCUUAUCCACUUCGACGGCUGGGAGGAUGAGUUUGACCAGUGGAUCGACCACCAAUCCCCAGACAUCUACCCGGUCGGCUGGUGUGAACUCAUGGGCUACCAGCUCCAGCCACCUCCUGGACUCGCUGAUGUAAACGAAAACCAGGCAGCACAAAACAAGAAAUGCAUUGGGAAAAGGAAAAAGAGGAAUGCAAAGAAGAGGCUCUCUCAGGACCAAGCUAAAGAUGACACUGGUCAGGAGCCUGAGGUCCUUGGCGCUGACGGUCCUUCAGGGAUGGAAGGCCUCCGUCUUCCUCCAAAAAUGCCUCUCAUCCAGCCGAAGACUGAGCCAGAGGAGCAUGAGAUCUUUGCAGUGCAGGUGAAAGUGGAGGAGGUGGAGAUGGAAACCCCCAUUGCCCCUGUAGACAACCCUCAACAAGUCUCUCUGGGUAUAAUCAAACAGGAGGAGGGAGGAGGGCACAGUAAGUCAAGACUACAACAGGCAGCAGAGCAGUGCAGCUUGGAAAACGUAUCGCAUGAAAAGACAGAGCAGAGUGAAACUGCAGCAGGAAGAAGUGAAGAGUCGGGAUCACUGGAAGUGAGCUUUACUGGGGAAAGCAGCAUGCAGCAGAGUGAAAACAAAAAAGCAGUGGUGUAGAGGGGAGACAAAGGCUGGACCAGGAGGAGUGAAGCCAAGGAGAUGACAUUGGGAUGACCCUGAAGGAAAACCACUGAAAAAAGACAAAAGCAGGCUGGGAUAUUUAGAGCAAAUAAAAAAAAUACACUGGUGGUUUGAAGUAUGAUCCGUGAGAUUUCAGUCCUGGUUGAUAUGGUGACACGCGAGUUAACUGCAAGUGCUGGUCUCAGAAAGUUGGGUGCAAUCAAACAAACUGAUGUUUUAAUAGAGAAGUCAGACAAAAAUAAUUAGAGGAGUUUUAAAAAGAGAUACUUGUUCCAUUGCUACCUGCAAUAUUUAAAACUGACCCUCAGUCAAAAACGCUCAGAAUGACAGUCGUCUCAUUUUGCACACGCAUUUUCUAAGAACAGCGGCACUAUGAUGGCAGAUACAUUGCAUUUUCUAGGACUGCUUCACAAUAAAAGAACAAAGUGAACUCGCAGCAGUAGGAAAUGGUGGGUUGGCAUUAAAACUAGAUUUUCCGUGUAAAAUUUACAUCUGUUACAUUCAAGCCCUUUGCCAAACGAGUUAAGUGAAUGCUGAUUAAACCUAUCACCGCCCGAUAAAUCUCUGUAUUCGCAGUAGAACAGUUUUUUAAAGCUGUGGCAACGUUCCCACACUGGCUCACCGCCGUCGCCGGUAGUGAUGUGUUCUGUCAACCAGCAGUGAUUGCUUUCCCAGAGCUGAAGGGAGCAACAGCAGCAGCUCAGGAUGGCAGAGCCUAUUCGUCAUAAGCACGUAAACAUUGAGGCUGAUAUCAAUGAUAAAUUACACAGUAACGCUGGAUUACAUGCAAGCAUGUUUCCUGUGAAUGUCUUGGCUUGGAUAGGCAGUUUGAAUCCAGAGCAGGAAUGGCAGCCUCUGCCACUACCAAUAAAAACUACAAUAUAGAGAAGUAAUUAUAGAACAUAACUGCAAUACUGACUAUAUAGUAUUAAAAACAGGGUUUGAUUUUAUGAACAUCUUAAGGGUCAUAAAUUUAAAUACUCUAAAUACCUUACUGACUGCAUAUGUUUCACAAGGACCAGCUUAACCAGUUUUAAAACUACCUCACUUCCUCCAUGUUGUCAGACAAACCUGUAAAUAAGACUCUGAAGGUCUUCAUGUUUGAUCAUUCUGGGAUGAUAUAGCAGACAAAUGGUUGUUGUAAUGUUUUAUUUUUUUCCUGUUUUAUAUCCAGAUGUAUUAUUUUUUGUAAAUAUGAAAUCACUGAUAAAAAAAAAAAAUGCUGUUCCUCAA